This is a messenger RNA of Bombina bombina (fire-bellied toad), 3005 nucleotides long. It is a transcript of the gene MFF, whose product is annotated as mitochondrial fission factor. The record is from RefSeq and is a predicted model, not a curated record. The coding region runs from base 414 to 1319 and encodes 301 amino acids. Gene Ontology annotation, biological process: positive regulation of mitochondrial fission. NCBI's taxonomy places the organism in Eukaryota, Metazoa, Chordata, Amphibia, Anura, Bombinatoridae. Gene Ontology annotation, cellular component: mitochondrial outer membrane; peroxisome. The transcript is spliced from 8 exons.
GACUUCACUGUUUGUGCUUUGAGAAUUGAAAGCGACCCUGUGCUUGGUUAUGUCCCUAAGAAGAGCUGACGUUUAUGCUUAUGCUCCUGACCUUCUUGUUAUGAUCCUUACCUGCUUACAGGACUUUGCCUCUGCCUUGACCCAUACUAUUUAUUUGAAACUGAUUUACCUGUUGCUGACCCCUGGCUUUUGUGACAUGGAUUAUUCUAAUGCUUAUCCCUUGUGCUUUGACAUCUGGUUUCUAAUGAAUCACCUGGUUCCUGACUUUGGCCUUUCCUUCAUAUUCACUUUUGAGAGUUCCCUGAGUUCUGACACACUGAUCCAGUACAGGAUCUCUGGUUUUGACGUUGGCCUAUUCCUGAGCAUCAUCUGCAGAUCAUCUUUGCCACUCUGGUUCCAACACUCAAAUAAGGAUGAACGGGACAGGAUUCUCACCUCCCGCCGCAGAGAUGGCCGAGAUAAAUCGCAUGCAGUAUCAAAUUGAAUAUACAGAGGCGAUAAGUCAGAAGAUGAGAGUCCCAGAAAAGCUCAAAGUGGCUUCAAACAGCGCAGAAUCGGAUACUAAAAAUCAGUUUCACAUGCCUGUUUCUGGCGUUAUGAUGCAAGUUCCAGAGAGGAUUUUGGUGUCCGGUCACAGUGAAGAAGCAUCCUUUUCAAGACCUCCAGACUUAGAUCUUAUCCAGACCACUCCAUUUGAGCCAUUGGCUUUGAAAACACCUCCUCGGGUCUUAACUCUCAGCGAGAGGCCAUUGGACUUUCUUGACUUAGAGAGACCCACACCACACAGCGAUGAGCCCCGGAGUAUUGGACGUCAAAAAAGAGAAAGAUCUGUGAGUGAAAAUUCCACAAGGCAAAACGGGCAGUUGGUCAGACACGACUCCACACCGACUCCGUCUGCUCACACAGGCCCGCUGUGUCCUGCUCCCUCGCCCCCUGUGGAAGGAGCAGACCUUUUCUCUGCCCGUGGCAUUCUAUCGCUCAUUCAGACCUCUACCCGCAGGGCUUAUCAGCAGGUCAUCGAUGUGUUGGAUGAAAACCGCAGGCCGGUCUUGCGUGGAGGGUCAGCGGCCUCUGCUUCUGCCACUCACCAUGAUAACCCCAGGUACGGAGGACCAUCCUUAGACUCCACACUGGAAGGAAAUCUAGAUGACAUGACAUUGGUGGAUGCUACUUCAUUAAGGCGACAGAUAAUCAAGCUGAACAGACGCCUCCUGCUUCUGGAAGAAGAGAACAAGGAGAGAGUUAAACGUGAGAUGGUCAUGUACUCCAUCACUGUGGCAUUCUGGCUACUUAACAGCUGGUUUUGGUUCAGACGUUAAUUCACAGCCUGUACCCCACCCAUAUGACAUUGUACAUCUGUGAGCAGAAAGCCCCAGCGUACUGUAUACUGACAGCUUGAGUGGAUGGGCUGGGGUGUGUUUGGGAUCACAGCACAAAUUUUCAGCUGGUUGUAAUGUAAGGACAGUUAAUUAGCUGAUUCUUGAGGCAUUUUCUGAACCAUUUUUCAGCUAGAGGGGCCUUUUGUUGUUCAUUUGUAGGCCAAUGUAGUCUUGUGUACUCUCAUAAAAAAUUCAACUUGCUUUUCAGAUCCAAGUUUCAGUUAUUAUAGAGCAUAUCUAAACAUUAUGAAUGAGCUAAUAGGAUUGCAUUGAUAUGCUUUUACAUCUGAUUUUCUUUGCCUAUCCUGACUCGGAGGUUACAUGAAUAAGCAGGUACAUUAGGGAACAACUGGAGUGUGAGGGAACAAAACAUAUGCUGAAAAUACACAAUAUGUGCGUAAAUCAAUAAAUCCAGCACAUCUCUUCAAGUAUGAGACUAUACAGUGUAGGUGCUAGUAAAUGUCACAUUCUAUAGACAGUGUAAACUGUAAAUAUAAACCUUUUCUGUGCACAUGAAAGUAGAGCGACCAAUACUAGUGCUGGCUUAAAUAAAACAUUUAUAAGGUAAGGUUGGCUCUAAUUAAUUUGACACCUUAUCACUGAGGUUGUUGUCCACAAGGAGAAUAAACAAAAAAAAUGUUCUAGGCUUAACAUCUGAAAAUGUGGACAUGGUACCCUGCAUGUGCUGGAUUGUAAAUAAGAUGUGUUUUGUUCUUGCAAGCUAAAACAUAUUUGUUCGUUGUAAGUGGUUGUGAUUUGCAAUCAAUUCCAGAGAGGGGGGGUGCAAAUCCAUAGAGAAGUUACUAAAAGGAUGAACUGAAAUAAAAUUAUGUUUUUACGACUAUUCAAAUUCCAGUUUCUCUCUAUAGUGUUGACUUUAUAUUAGAAAACUGGUAAUUCCAUGUAAUAUGUUACACUGUGUGAAAUCCUGAAAUGAGUAAAAAUGCUAUAAUAAUUACACCAUAUGAAAUGUUAAUGUUUUUCUAAAUGCCUACUCAUUUUCUGUUGGUAAAAUAAUCGCAUUCCUCUGUAAUAUUGCACAAUGUAAGAUUUAUUGCCUGGGCUUAACAUGACAACUGAUAAAAGUGAUCUCCAUACAGAUGUCACUGUCGGCUCAGAGUGAUCAUUUGCAUAUUCGCAAGUGACUCAGCAUCACAUAAAACCAUCAGUGUUUGCCUUUGCAAUUUUGUCUCUUUCCUCUUUUCUUAUGUUAUCACAACUUACAUUUCUCUGAUAUUGUGCACAGAAAAAAUUACAAUAAAAAUAUUGGGAACAAUAGAAAGACCCCAGUAUGAUAUGUUUUAAAGGUAUAAAUAAAUAUAAUUCAAAAGGAAAAAAAAUAUUUGGUAAUUUCUUAUAUUAAAUACCAGAAUUAGUCUAUUAAAACCACAAGAGUAACUUUUUUUUUUUUUUUUUGAAGAGCUAUAGAAAAAUAUUAAGCACGGUGGGUUCCAUAUUUUUUCAUUGGGCAUGCACUUAGUUCUGUUUAAAACUCAUUUUAUUAUCUGAUAUGUUUGAGUGUGAUUUUUGUCCCUUUGUGAAAUGCAUUUUUAAUCUGCUUGUGAGUGAUAAAUAUGAAACAAAGCAAUGUUUAUCUGUACAUAAAAAUAAAAUACUGAACUAUGA